AUGCCUAAGGUUAAGAGCUACACGGCUCCGUGGCUGUCCCAUGGCCCGGGCCGCAGCUUGUUCACGCCCUCGAGCGAUUCUAAGGCGCUGAGUGCGCCGUCGCUUUCUUCGAAGAAGAAGAGUACCGCCGGACCGAGACGUACAGUUGCCAGGAGAGGCACUGAGGUUUUUGUUGCCGUCGGUAAGGAACUGAGAUGGGGUGACCUGGCGUAUUUGAAGGAGAAAUGGUCGACGAAAUACGCACACCGUCGGAUGGGCAGCCGCGUAAAGCGGGAAGAUUCGACCCAAAAUUUCGAAGAUGCGAUUCCUUCUACGGAAGAGGCGGCCACGGCGCAGGGUUUCCGGACCAUCAAGAUCCCCGUCGCGGACGACAUUCGACAGCUCGUCAUCUCCCCGAACUCCGACUAUCUCGCCAUUCUGACAACGCACACCGUUCACAUUUGCGUGGUCCCCGAUUCUUCACAUCUCACUGCCGAGGAUACCAGCCCCUUGCGACCGAAGAUCUGGACUUUGGGACCUACAACCCAUGUUACCUCUCGCUCGUCUGUUGCCUCGGCGAUCUGGCAUCCGCUUGGUGUAAAGGGAUCUUGCUUGGUCACCAUUACGGCUGAUGCUAUCGUCCGCGUGUGGGAGCUCUCUCUCACCGACCGUUGGUCUUUUGACUCGCCUACUCUGUCGAUUGAUUUGAAAAAGCUUGUGGACGGCACGACGUUGGAUCAGGACUUUACGGCAUCUACGGCUGCUACAAAUGCUAGUUUCUCGCAGUAUUCUCUGGAAAUGCAGGUCGCUUCGGCGUGCUUUGCCGCUCGCGGUUCGGGGGGUUGGAGUCCCAUGACUCUCUGGAUCGCUAUGAGGGAAGGUGACGUCUACGCGUUGUGCCCCCUGCUGCCUCAAAAGUGGGCACCGCCCCCGACUCUCAUCCCGUCGCUGUCGGUAUCCAUCGUCUCCAAGGUGGCCGCCUUAGAAGAUGACCCUGCUGUGUCGGAGAAGGAUAAGCUCCUCGCCCAGCAACAGCUUGAGUGGAUGGGCGACUUGGACACCCAAGAGCCACAAGUCCUUGACAACGCCCCUGGAGAGCAGCCGGUGGAGAUUUACACGCGCCCCUCUCGACCAGGUGUUGUGCCAAGAUUACAAGGUCCUUUCGAGUUCGAUGCCGAUCCCGAGAGCGAGGACGUUUUGGACGGCUUGCUGACCGACAUCACCGUGAUCGGUAAGAAAGUUGAGACCGACGACCUUAUGAUGGGCGAAGAGGAGGACUUGGACUUUGACGACGGGGAUCAGGAGGGUCUUUCUCUGUCCGUCGUCUGUUUGCUCUCUACGACCGGCCAGGUCCGAGUCUUGUUGGAUUUGGAAGGCAUUGAAGCUCAGUGGCUACCACCGCGCAACAAGUCCAGGCUCGGACGCCUGCUGUCAGCCGCCGACCCGCCGUCGCUGUUGACCUUUCAAUCUAUUGACACCUUGAGUCCCAAGGAAGUCAGCGAUGACGCGUGGCCGACCUUCUCAUCGGAUGCCAUGUCACGGUACUCGCUCUUUGUUACUUCACACGCCGGCAUCACUUUUCUUUCUCUUUCUCCUUGGGUUUUCCGUCUCGAGGGAGAGCUCUCGGGUGAGUCCGAGGCGGGCUCUGACUUCCGUCUUGGCCUUCUUGUCAAUGGGCAGAACUCUAUUAGAGAGAGGCUCUACACUCAGUCCUCGAGCGACGUCGCCGUGCCCCUCGCCGCGUGUGUCGCCAUUCGUGACCCGGAUCUCGGGUAUUUUCUCCUCUCGGCUACUCCGUACGAAACGAUCGCUCUAACCUUCGAAACACCCGAGGACGAAUUCACCCCGAUCCGCCAUGAGACACCCUACGAAGAGAAGCCUGCAGUAAUGGAACCCCUGGACUUUUAUGAGCCUCGUCCAGCUUUCCAGCCGUCGCAUACUUUUGACCAGCAGUCAGACCUCCCUGAGCUGAUCAACAGACUCCGCAGCUCGCGCCAUAAGACAAUCGUGAACCAAGAAAUCCGCUUGUCUCCGGUGACUCUGCAGAUCCUGACUGAUGCUCAUCGCAUCCUGGGCGAGGAUACCUACCGUCUGGGCACGGCCGUGGCUGAGAUUUUCCGCCGCUGCUCUACGCUGCAAGACGAACUCAGAGAACAAAUUAAGAAGGCCAAUGAGGUUAAGGAGAAGAUUGACAAGAUUGCGGGUAACGAGAAGGAUGGGGAAGGCGAAAGCGACGAGGUCAGGUUCGAGCGGCGCAUUGCGGAGGCACAAGAGCGACAGAAGAGAUUGAACGAGAGGCUCGAGGGCGUCCGAAAAUACGUCGGCAAGGCUGCCACGCGUGAACUCAGCGCUAAGGAGAAGGCGUUCGUGGAGGAAGUCAAGAGCAUGGAGGCCAGCGUGCUGGGAUCAUCGGCAAGCAGUCCGGGAGCGAAGCAACAGAAGCUUCUCAAGAAGCGAUUCGAGGACGUGCAGCGAUUACGGGAUGAAUUGGUUGCAGAGGUGGAGCGCAUACAAAAAACAAGCGAGGGCAAAGACGGCCAGGAAUCCCCAUCCAAGUCAUCAGAGCUCAAGAUCCCAUCAGAGAUCCGCAAGGCCAAACUCCAACAGGUAAUGGGACUCUUGUCUAGAGAGACGGCUCUCGUAGAGGCGGUCACCGCUCGUCUAGAGCGCCUCCAGACAUAG
Messenger RNA from Colletotrichum truncatum, 2661 nucleotides. Its product is annotated as nuclear pore complex protein An-Nup82. Gene Ontology annotation, molecular function: protein binding; structural constituent of nuclear pore. Gene Ontology annotation, biological process: ribosomal large subunit export from nucleus; mRNA export from nucleus; protein import into nucleus. The record is from RefSeq and is a predicted model, not a curated record. Lineage: Eukaryota; Fungi; Ascomycota; Sordariomycetes; Glomerellales; Glomerellaceae. Gene Ontology annotation, cellular component: nuclear pore.